AUGGUGAAUUUCACAGUUGAUCAAAUGAGGUCCAUAAUGGACCUCAAACACAACAUCCGUUCAAUGUCUGUUAUUGCCCACGUUGAUCACGGCAAGACCACCCUUACGGAUUCGUUGGUUCAAAAGGCCGGUAUUAUUUCCUCAAAGGCAGCCGGUGGCGCACGCUACACUGAUACUCGAGCCGAUGAAGCUGAACGCGGUAUCACGAUCAAGUCCACUGGUAUCUCUAUGUUUUUCGAGUAUGACAUGAAGGCAGGAGAAGCUUCUGGGCUCAGUGCCGAGGAACAACAAGAGCUUGCAGCUGAGAUUGCCGAGAAACAGGACGCACAAGCCAACGUUCAAAUUGGAGAAAACUCUUACCUUAUCAAUCUGAUCGACUCGCCUGGUCACGUUGACUUUUCCUCUGAGGUCACAGCUGCAUUGCGUGUGACUGACGGAGCCUUAGUUGUUGUUGAUACAAUUGAUGGAGUCUGUGUUCAAACCGAAACGGUCCUUCGUCAAGCGAUUAGUGAACGUGUCCGACCAGUUCUCAUGGUUAACAAGGUGGAUCGCGCCCUUCUCGAACUGCAACUUCCAGCUGAAGAACUCUACCAAGCCUUUUGCCGAUCCAUCGAGUCCGUGAACGUGAUUGUUGCGACCUACAACGACGAAAAGCUCGGCGAUGUUCAAGUUGACCCCACUGCUGGGACUGUUGCCUUCGGAUCUGGUCUUCAUCAAUGGGCCUUUACAUUGAAGCGAUUCGCCAAGACGUAUGGAGCUAAAUUCAACGUCCCAGAAGAGAAGAUGAUGUCCAAGCUUUGGGGAGAUUGGUACUUUGAUGCAUCUCGAAAGGUCUGGACCACCUCUGACAAGGGAGGAACGCUCGAGCGCGCAUUUUGUCAGUUCAUUGCAACCCCCAUUACAACUCUUUUCGAAGCCAUCAUGGCCGAGAAGCACGGAAAGGUCAAGAAGAUGUUGAAGGCCAUUGGUGUUGAGUUGAAGUCUGACGAAAAGGAACUUGUUGGAAAGCAACUUUUGAAGCGUGUAAUGCAAAAAUGGCUUCCAGCGGGAGAUACCGUUUUAGAGAUGAUCGUACUCCACCUUCCGUCUCCUGCAAGGGCUCAAAAAUACCGUGUCGAAACCCUCUAUGAUGGCCCUCUUGAUGACAAGACUGCCCAAGCCAUCCGCACUUGCGAUACAUCCGAAGGAGCGCCGCUUUGUAUGUACAUUUCCAAGAUGGUUCCCACAUCUGAUAAAGGAAGAUUCUACGCUUUUGGUCGUGUCUUCUCGGGAACGAUUGCCACUGGACAAAAGGUCAGAAUCAUGGGUCCCAAUUAUGUGCCUGCAAAGAAGACUGAGUUGUGGGUCAAGAAUAUCCAGCGUACCGUCAUCAUGAUGGGUAAAUACACCGAGCAAGUAUCUGAUGUUCCUGCCGGAAACACCUGUGCUUUGGUUGGAGUCGAUCAAUACUUGUUGAAGUCUGGAACCAUCUGUACCGAGGAAGAUGCUCAUUGUGUUAAGACUAUGAAAUUCUCAGUGUCACCUGUUGUUCGUUGUGCUGUUGAGCCGAAGAACUCUGCUGACCUUCCAAAGUUAGUUGAAGGUAUGAAGCGUCUAGCCAAAUCGGAUCCAAUGGUUUUAUGUUACACUGAGGAGUCUGGAGAACACAUCAUUGCUGCCUCUGGAGAACUUCACCUUGAGAUUUGUUUGCAAGAUCUGCAAAAUGACUUCAUGGGGACUCAGGUUAAGGUUUCAGACCCCGUAGUUUCUUUCCGUGAGACCUGUACCGCAAAGUCCAACCAAACUUGUCUUGCCAAGUCUGCAAACAAGCACAACCGUCUUUUCGUCGAAGCCGAGCCACUUACCCCAGAACUCUGUGUCGCCAUCGACGAUGGCGAAAUCCGUCCUGGAAUCGAUGCCAAGAUUUUGGGAAGAACUCUUGCUGAUGAUUUCGGAUGGGAUGUCACUGAAGCCAGGAAGAUCUGGGCAUUUGGUCCAGAAGGAACCGGGCCAAACCUUUUCGUCGAUACCACCAAGGGUGUGAACUACUUGGCUGAAAUCAAGGAAUCUGUUGUUGGAGGUUUUGCUUGGGCUUCUCAAAAUGGUCCUCUUUGUGAAGAACAAAUGCGUGGAACGCGAUACAACCUUAUGGAUGUUGUCCUUCAUGCCGAUGCCAUUCAUCGUGGAAUGGGUCAGAUCAUGCCUACCGCCCGUCGUGUUUGCUUCUCUUCAAUGCUUUCUGGUGAACCAGGAAUUCUCGAACCUGUUUACCUGUGCAAUAUCUCCGUUCCUCAAGAUGCGAUGGGUAAUGUGUACGGUGUUUUGACUCGUCGUCGUGGACAUGUCUUCACCGAGGAACAACGCCCGGGAACACCAAUGAUGACCCUUCUUGCAUACUUGCCUGUUAUGGAAUCCUUCGGCUUCACAGCCGAUCUCCGUUCCAACACCGGUGGCAAGGCCUUCCCACAAUGUUCUUUCGAUCACUGGGAAGCUAUGUCCGGGUCUCCUUACGACGAUGGUACCAAGACUCAAGAAGUCGUUUUAAGUGUGCGAAAACGGAAAGGUCUUGCUGAAGGUGUGCCAGAACUCAGCAAGUACCUCGACAAGCUCUAA
Molecule: messenger RNA, 2592 nt
Organism: Cylindrotheca closterium
Lineage: Eukaryota; Bacillariophyta; Bacillariophyceae; Bacillariales; Bacillariaceae
Source: the annotation of a GenBank genome assembly